This is a messenger RNA of Papaver somniferum (opium poppy), 594 nucleotides long. Its product is annotated as signal recognition particle receptor subunit beta-like. NCBI's taxonomy places the organism in Eukaryota, Viridiplantae, Streptophyta, Magnoliopsida, Ranunculales, Papaveraceae. Gene Ontology annotation, cellular component: signal recognition particle receptor complex. The transcript has a single exon. Bases 1 to 594 code for a protein of 197 amino acids. The record is from RefSeq and is a predicted model, not a curated record. Gene Ontology annotation, biological process: protein targeting to ER.
AUGGAACCAUGUAAUACAAAACGGAUAUCACCUAUUGAACAGAUUUAUGUUGCUGUUGUUGUUUUGGUACUUUUAUUUGCAUUUUUCUUGGUAACUAGCUUAAUUAAGCAUUCAAAAUCUGCCACGAUGGUUCUUGCUGCUUUAAAUGGUAGUGGGAGAACUGUUCCCUUUUACCAGCUUCCAGAUGGCUCAGCACAUCAGGGUACUGUUGCAUCCGUGGAUCCAAAUGAAGGAAAUUUUGUGCUACGCUCUGAAUCCUCUAAGAAAGGCAAGAUAAAGCCUGUCCGUGUAGUUGAUGUUCCUGGACACCCUCGACUUCGACCAAAGCUUGGCAAAUACUUGCCUCAAGCAGCUGGCGUUAUCUUUGUCAUCGAUGCUCUAGACUUUUUGCCAAACUGUCGCACAGCUGCCCAAUACCUAUAUGAAAUCUUGAUCUUGACCAAUGCGAUUGUUGUAAAGAAGAAAAUCCCAGUGCUUAUAAUGUUCAACAAGACUGACAAAGUGAAUGCCCACACCAAGGAAUUCAUCAGAAAACAUCUGGAGAAUGAAAUCGACAAGUUGCGAGCAUCAAGGAAUGCCAUAUCCGCUGCUUGA